AUGGCUUCAAAAUAUCACGAUGAUUGGCAGUCUAGUAAGAAAACAGUCUUACAAAGAAACGCGUAUAUGUUUGAUAACGAAUUGAUGAGCGAUGUAUCUUUCACUUGUGGGGAAUCAAGUCGCAUAUUUCAUGCGCAUAAAUAUGUGCUUGCCACGAGCAGUGCUGUGUUUUUUGCCAUGUUUUAUGGCGAUCUAGCUCAGAAAGAAUCUCCCAUUUGCCUACCAGAUGCCGACGAAGAAAGCUUCAAAGAAUUUCUGUGCUAUCUCUACACUGAUGAUUGUAAAAUAACCGCAGAGAACGCGAUUGGAGUUAUGUAUUUGGCUAAGAAGUAUCUCAUGUCGUCUUUGACAAAGAAAUGUUGCAAGGUUCUAGAGGGAAGCAUUAAGCCUAAUAAUGUCUUCCUGGUGUUGGAGCAAGCAAUACAAUUUGAUGAACAAAA
Molecule: messenger RNA, 440 nt
Organism: Paramuricea clavata
Lineage: Eukaryota; Metazoa; Cnidaria; Anthozoa; Malacalcyonacea; Plexauridae
Source: the annotation of a GenBank genome assembly